Molecule: messenger RNA, 851 nt
Organism: Fusarium odoratissimum NRRL 54006
Lineage: Eukaryota; Fungi; Ascomycota; Sordariomycetes; Hypocreales; Nectriaceae
Exons: 3
Coding region: 198-695 (165 amino acids)
Source: RefSeq, a predicted model, not a curated record
UCAACAUCAUCACUUACAAUGGCUCCUACUAUCGUGCUCAUCCGCCACGCUCAGGCUCUUCACAAUAAUGGUCACUGCCUGAUCCUCCGCUCACCGAAAAGGGCGAGGAGCAAUGCGCUCAUCUGAGAGAGAACUUGAUCUCUACAUUCUCUGAUAAGGUUGAUAAUAUAGAUGAUGUAGCUAUUGUUGUUAGUCCUAUGCGGCGUACGAUGCAGACUGCUAUGCUUUCGCUGGGUUGGCUUGUUGAGCGGGGUGUUAAGAUUGAGGGCAACGCAGAUUGGCAAGAAAACUCCUCAAAGCCUUGUGACACAGGAAGUCCCAUCUCCUCCGUCUCACCAUCCUUCCCAAAAGUAAACUUCUCCAGCGUCGAUCCUCUCUGGCCAGACAAGACAUCUCCAUCUGCAGAGCGAUACUGGUACACCAAGAAGUCCAUCCUCGCCAGAGGCCAGCGCGCACUAGAGGAUUUGAAGAAAAGACCUGAGAAACUCAUCUUCGUGGUCUCGCACGCUGGGUUCUUGAGAUUGGGUGUUGCAGGAUAUUGGUUCUUUAACAGUGAUUAUCGUGUUUUUGACUUUGAUGGGCAGGGGAUUAAACAGCACGAGGGGACCUUGGCGGGAGGGAUGGGAUUGUCGCUUACAGAGCCGGUUGAGCUGGGGCUUGAUUUGCCGGAGGAGGAUCCGGGGUAUGAUGCUUAGGUGAAGGAGUAGAUGGGAUUGUCCUCUUGGUAGUACUGGUGUUGAGGGCUAGACGGACCUUCACGUGGAUCGUAUACAUUGACUAAAGUCACAAAACUGUUCAUCUUUUAUCUAUCAUCCAGUCAUUAUAUUACACUAUGGUACACUAUAUCCAAC